Aspergillus japonicus CBS 114.51 is the source of this 3967-nucleotide messenger RNA. RefSeq names its product poly(A)-specific ribonuclease (gene pan2n2). Gene Ontology annotation, molecular function: nucleic acid binding; protein binding; poly(A)-specific ribonuclease activity. The record is from RefSeq and is a predicted model, not a curated record. Gene Ontology annotation, cellular component: PAN complex; P-body. The transcript is spliced from 4 exons. NCBI's taxonomy places the organism in Eukaryota, Fungi, Ascomycota, Eurotiomycetes, Eurotiales, Aspergillaceae. The coding region runs from base 283 to 3780 and encodes 1165 amino acids. Gene Ontology annotation, biological process: nuclear-transcribed mRNA poly(A) tail shortening; mRNA processing.
GCACUUCGUCUCUUCAGUCGCCGUUGAUUAAAGAGAGCCUGCGAGCUGCUCGGCCUUCUCGACGCGACAUUCUUCCCCUGCGCCUUGUGCCACGAAAUUCAAAAUCCCCAACCUCCACCACCACCAAAGCUCUAUCCCCGCACUCGCGCUUCGCCGAACGAUGCACCUUGUCGCCUGUUCCCAGAUGGACAUCCCUCACACCUCCUGCUGAACAUCCCGACCCAGCUCAAACCACCCCGAAAUUCUUAAGCCCGGGUAUCUGCCCGGGGGCCAUGUCCAGCCAUGGAAGCUGAUUGGGAUGAAUUGUCGCGCAUACCCGUGCCCCCUCCGAGUCCGCACGGGUUGCCGACGGUCGCGACCACAAUAGCCUUUGACGAUGUGAUGGAACUUCUGUGGGCCGGAAAUGAAUAUGGCCGAAUUACCUCCUUCUACGGUCCCGAAAUGCAGAGGUAUACCUCUGUUCGGGCACACCCUGUGUCCGAAGGCGCGGUGCGACAGAUCCUCUUCCACGAGAGAGGCGUAUUAUCGAUAUCCUCGAAGAGUGCCCACAUGAUCACCCGACGUGGCCUGACACAGUGGCAUAUCGCCCACGAAGAGAUGACCGACCUUCGCUGCAUGAGUUUCACCGCACAAACGAACCGGAUCAUCGUGGCCGGAUGCCAGAAAGUGAUGUUCACCAUCGAUAUCGAUAAGGGUAUCAUUGUCGACAAGUUGCCGACGGAGUACAACUAUACCAUGAUGAAGAAGAGCCGGUAUCUCUGCGCGGCAACCGACACCGGGUCCGUCAACGCGUUGAGUCUGAAUGACUUCAGCGUUGUGAAGUCGUGGAAAGCCCACGGCACCGCCGUCAACGACAUGGAUGCGCGGAACGAUCUGCUCGUCACCUGCGGCUUCUCGGUCCGACACCUGGGCGCUCCGAUCGUGGACCCCCUGGCCAAUGUCUACGACUUGAAAACACUCUCCCCGUUACCUCCGAUCCCCUUCCACGCGGGUGCCGCCUACGUGCGCAUGCACCCGAAGCUGCACACGACGAGCUUUGUCGCCUCCCAGACGGGCCAGCUUCAGGUCGUGGAUCUGAUGAAUCCCAAUGCGAUCAACCUGCGCCAGGCGAACGUUUCUUUCAUGCUGGGUAUUGACCUUUCGCCUUCGGGAGAAGCGCUCGCCAUCAAUGAUGCGGAGUGUCAGAUCCAUCUGUGGGGCUCCCCGGCGAAGGUGCAUUUCAACGAGAUGAGCAAGGAAAUCGAGUUUGCCGAUGUCACGCCGCGGCCGCCGCCUGUGGACUGGGCUCCGGAAUCGCCCCUGAACAUGAUCGGGAUGCCGUAUUACCACGAUCGGUUAUUCUCUGCGUGGCCGAGCCAUCUCGUUUUCGAGGUCGGUAGUCCCCCGGCCCCUGUCGACCAGGCUUUGCUCGCCUACCUACGCCCCGCCGAGAUCGGCCAUUAUGCGGCGAACCCGAAGAAAACGCGGCGGUACCAGGUCGAGAACACCCGCGCUUUAUCUACUGCGGACACGGCGCUCAUCGCUCCCAAAUUCUUGAGUGAGAAGGCCAGGGAGCAGAGCAAGGUCAAGUCCGAUGGUUCCCUCAGCGACACAACGGAGGCCUUGGCUGGUGUGAAGCUCAACGGUGAAGCGGAAGACGACCCGCUCCUUAAAUACAGCAACGUCGAGAUCAAGUACAGUCGCUUUGGUGUGGAUGACUUCGACUUCCGAUUCUAUAACCAGACGACCUUCUCCGGUCUCGAGACACACAUUGCGAAUUCCUUUACCAACGCUCUCCUUCAACUCUUCAAGUUUAUUCCGAUGAUCCGCAAUGUUGCGCUCCAUCACGCUGCCAGCUCUUGCAUAUUCGAGAGCUGUCUACUGUGUGAGAUGGGCUAUCUGUUCGAUAUGCUCGAGAAAGCCAACGGUCAAAAUUGCCAGGCGACAAAUCUCCUGAAGACCUUCAGUAGCUCUCGUGAAGCAUCCAGUCUGGGCCUAUUCGAGGAGAACUUGACGACCAAGUCUCUUUCUACGGCCAUCCAAGCGGUCAACAGGUUCUUCUUAACACAAAUCUCUCAUGAUCACCGAAUGAUCUUACCCAGCUCGGAAGAACUCGAUCAGCGACUCAACACCGUUGCCUCUGAAACUAUACGAUGCAUGUGCUGUCAGAACGACAUCGUCCGGCCCGGGAACUCCCUGGUCAACGAGCUGGUGUAUCCCGCCAUUGACCUCAAGCAAAUUCGCCGAAACCCUGCCUUCCGCUUCUCCAACAUCUUGCGGGCCAGCAUAGAGCGGGAGACACAGAAUAGAGGAUGGUGUAACCUGUGUCGGCGGUACCAACAAGUGAAGAUUCGGAAAAGCAUACACCGAAUGCCUCCGGUCCUAAUGCUCAACGCAGCACUGAGUAACCCCAUCUGUCGCCGCCUGUGGGCAAUUCACGGUUGGCUGCCGGAAGAAAUUGGAAUUGCGGUCGACAAUGGCAAGGCUCUGUGCUUCGAGGGCGACGAGCUCAAGUUGCGACUUCAGUCAAAGAUGGCUGGGCUUGUGGUGUAUGAACUGGUGGGAUUGGUUUGCGAGAUCGACAUCCCCGAGCAUCAGAAAGCUCAUCUGGUCUCGUUCAUCAAUGUCUCCAUAUCCUCCCCGGAGGCAGACCCUACGAAUAAGUGGCACUUGUUCAAUGACUUCCUGGUGACUGAGGUUGAUAGAGAUGAAGCCCUCCGGUUCAACCAGCCCUGGAAAAUACCAUGUGUCUUGGCUUACCAGGUCAAGGAUGGACGUCAUUCCAUGGACGACUCUUGGAAGAAGUCGCUCGAUACCACCCUUUUGUUCCGUGAUUGGUCUAUGAAUGCUGGCCAAGCCGUGGAUUCGCGCGUGACACUUACCGAGGAGGAAAAGCCCACUCCGGGCACCCCUGUUGCGCUGGAUACGGAGUUCGUCGACCUCGAGAAAGCGGAAAUCGAUGUCAAGGCAGACGGCUCGCAAGAGGUGGUACGGCCGAACAAGAGUGGCCUGGCUCGGGUGUCUGUUCUCCGAGGCUCAGGGCUUCGCGAGGGCGUUCCCUUCAUCGACGAUUAUAUCAACAUCAAGGAACCCAUUGUGGACUACGUUACGCAGUAUUCUGGUAUCAAACCCGGAGACCUCGAUCCCAGAACUAGCCCACACAAUCUUGUCCCACUGAAAGUGGCAUAUAAGAAGCUCUGGCUGCUCCUGAAUCUAGGCUGUGUGUUUGUCGGGCACGGUCUGGCCUCCGAUUUCCGGAAGGUGAACAUUCAGGUCCCUAAGAACCAGACGGUGGACACGCAGUAUCUGUUCUUCCACCCCGGGAAGAACCGGCGUCUGAGUCUCCGAUACCUCGCCUGGGCUGUGUUCAAGGAAUUCAUCCAAGAAGAGCCCACCGACAACAGCAACAACAACCAAGGACACGACUCGAUUGAGGACGCGCGGAUGGCGCUGCGCCUCUGGAAGAAAUUCAAGGAGUAUGAAGACGCUGGGGUCGUAUCCCAGAUUCUGGAGGAGAUCUUCCGCGAAGGGUCCAAGCUUGGAUUCCGCCCGCCCCCCAGGAACGGCACCACGACCGUCCUUUCUCGUCCGGGAACCGCGGUGACGAUGCAGAAUGGCAGCGGCCGCAAUACUCCUAGCACCCCCGACGUUGGGGUUGGGGUUGGGGCUGGGGUCCCCGCCGGCAGCGCCCCUGCCACCCCCCGGCAAGCGUUUCGACGCUCGAUCGCUUUGACUCCGAGUAACGGCAGCUUUGCUAGCCCUGCCGCAAGCGACAUUUUUGGAGCCAGCCCGUUGAAGUAAGGCCCGUCGUCGGUUUUGGAUGGAAGUGAUAACGGCCUUCCAAUCUGGACAUGUGGCUUUUGAUUACACUUAUACCAUGAAUCGCUUGAUAGAAAGCGACUUCGAUUGAGGGGCCCUCAGUGGACUGUCGCAGUUGGGUAUCGCUGGACAAUUGGCUUGCUGUGCUUCGCACUUCAAUCAGAAAUAG